Molecule: messenger RNA, 1003 nt
Organism: Paramecium sonneborni
Lineage: Eukaryota; Ciliophora; Oligohymenophorea; Peniculida; Parameciidae
Source: the annotation of a GenBank genome assembly
AUGCAAUAACAGACUGCCAAGUUCAUGGAAAUUUUGCCCAAUUAUGACUAGCUUAGAAUAAACGAGCUGAAGCUAAUAGAACAAGAAUAAUACUAUAUAAGUUAAUUGAAAGAGCAGAGGGAGAGGGUACAAUUAUAUUGAAUUGAAUUCAGAUGGAAGUUUUAAAACAAGAAUUCCUUAAGAAAGAUUAAACUAUCACAGAUUUGCAAAUUCAAAAUCAAAAAUUCAGAGAAGAUCUAAAUAAAAUGAGACUGAUUUUGUAGGAAUAGAUUAAACAUGUAGAGAAAGAAAAACAAAGAACAAAAAAAAACAAUUAAGAAAGAGACCAAUUAAUGAAUGAUAUCUAAGAGUUAAGAGAUCUAGUAUAGCAUUUAAGGGAAGAGAAUGAUAAUUUGAAUGUACAUUAAAUAAAUAAUUUAGUCGUUACAUUUAGAAUAAUAACGAUAAUUUGAAGAUUAAGUUCUACAAUAAUAAAUUCAAAACGAACAAUUAAAAACUGAAAUUUAAAAAUUAGAUCACUUACUUUUUGGAACUGAGCCACUGAAAGCUGAAAACAUAAAAUUGAAGGAGGAAAUUAAAGACUAUAAAAUUGAAAAAAAAAAAUUUUUUAAUGAAAUGAGAUAGAGCAAAAUGGAAAUCAAUUAGCAAUUAGAUGAAUUUAAAUUAGUAAUUUAGGAUUAACAUAAUGAAAUUGCUAAAUUAUAACAAUAUAAAGAAAUCAAUAAUUAGUUAAAACAAAAUCAAUAAGAAUUUGAAUAUCAAUUUUAACUGCUCAAUUAGGAAAAUAUUGAUUUAAAAUUUGAAUUAAAAAGAUUUUAUGAUAAAGAGGAGAGUGAAAUUAAAAUGAAAUCUGAGAUUGAUAGGGUAAGAAUAAAAUAAAUAAAAUUAGGUGAGAUAAGAUUUGAUUUCAGUUAGAAAUUAAGAAGUUGAAAAAUUAAAUGAAUUAUUUAAAGGAAUAUUUUAAAGAAGCAGUUUAGAAUAAUCGAGAGAAAAAUUCAUAUGA